UCAUUUUGCUCUGUUUCAUCGAAGUUAUCUUUUUUCGCAGAAACCCUAAUCUCUGUUUCUCAAUCCUUUCCAUGGUUUCUUCUUCUUCUUCUUCCCCAUCAAGGAAAACCAUGAAAAUCAAGUCAACGGUGCUGGUCGACGCUGUCUCGUGGUACUGUUCGGUAGCUUUACUGGUCUUAAUACUGAUAGGGUCAAUCAGGGCAAGCUCUGUAUCGGAUGAUGAAGAACCAGUGAGAGGCACUCGGCUCGUGAACCGACCCUGCGAUGAAAUAUAUGUGGUGACCGAAGGGGAGACGCUUCACUCCAUCAGCAACAAGUGCGGCGACCCCUUCAUCGUCGAGCGCAACCCGCACAUCCACGAUCCCGAUGAUGUUUUCCCCGGUCUUGUUAUCAAGAUCAUCCCUUCUGCUAGUAGGAAGCUUUAGAAUCAGCUGUAGUACACACACAUAUAUAUACAGAGAAAGCUUGUUGAAAUUAA
Hibiscus syriacus is the source of this 478-nucleotide messenger RNA. RefSeq lists its product as uncharacterized. The record is from RefSeq and is a predicted model, not a curated record. NCBI's taxonomy places the organism in Eukaryota, Viridiplantae, Streptophyta, Magnoliopsida, Malvales, Malvaceae. Bases 72 to 425 code for a protein of 117 amino acids. The transcript has a single exon.